Molecule: messenger RNA, 4138 nt
Organism: Sarcophilus harrisii (Tasmanian devil)
Lineage: Eukaryota; Metazoa; Chordata; Mammalia; Dasyuromorphia; Dasyuridae
Product: urea transporter 2
Exons: 11
Coding region: 1125-2318 (397 amino acids)
Biological process (GO): urea transmembrane transport
Cellular component (GO): membrane
Molecular function (GO): urea transmembrane transporter activity
Source: RefSeq, a predicted model, not a curated record
UGCCCCCUCAGGAGCCAGUGGUGAAAGCCUCCUUCAUAAAGAUUCAGGAGUCCAGUAUCCUGGACAGCUCUCUUUAGGAAGUGAUAGCAGUAGUCAGAAAAAGAAGAGGGCUGAAAUUUUCCAUAGUACUCGAUGCACCUUAGGGAUAGGACUGGUUAGAAACUUCCACUGGAGACAGGAAGGGGAAAAGAAUUAAAGGAGAUUAUUAAGGUCGGAUAUUGAUCCCCCCCUGAGGUGGAAGGGGAGAAGAGGGACACUUAGAUAAUUGCCUUCAAGGCAAUUACUAGGACCAGCAUCAUCCCGAAACCCUUUGCUAGCAAAGAAAGCAGCCAGGAUAUAAUCUACCAGCAAGAAAUGGCACAGUCAAGGGCACUACCCCUUUAAGAAAAUCUGUUUGCUCAGCAAAUUACACCAAUGGGGAGACCAUGGUAACAAAAGUCUACUGUGCCAGGGGAGUUUAGGAAAUUAUCAUUUGACAGAAAGGCUAGAGAGAGAGAGAGAUUGAGAGAGAGAGAGAAGUAAUAGCAAGCCAGUGAAUUGCAAAGAGAACAUUUCCCCUCCUCUUCCUCCAUCCCCUGUUCUUCUUCCUUCCCCUUCUCCUUGGUACCCCACAUCCAUUGGCAGGGAUGCUCCAUAAGUGAAUUUAGAAAAUGCAAGGAGACUUUUAAGUUACUAAGGAGAAUGAAAUAAAGUGAUUCGGGGGCAAGGGAAUGAGAGUCUAGGGAGAAGAAACCUGGAAACUGCUGGAAGGACCACCCUCAUCAAGGGGAAGGGUGCUCUUGACACCCCAAUGAUCUGGUGGUUUCUUGCUGAAGGGAACCCAAGAACAGGGUCUCAAGAGAGAGAAGGGACCCACCUUCUGCCAGGACACUCCAACUCACCAGCUGGGGAAGGAGAAAGGUGGAAGUGAGGAGCAUCCUCCCAAGGUUGAAGAAAAAGCGGAUGAGAACCUGGAAACUUUUGUUCCCAGGAGACGGAGUAUAUUUCACAUUGAAUGGUCAUCUAUACGGAGGAGGAGUAGUAAAAUAUUUGGAAGACCUGAACACCAAGAGAGACAAAGCAAGGAUCAGUUUCCAUAUCCCUACCGAAAGCCCACUCACGAAUUUCUUGAUCUCAGUAACAGCAUGGAAGACAGUACUGAGAUCAAGGUGGAAACAAGCGUGACCAAAACCUCUCGGAUCCAAAAUUCCUUAGCCACUGGUGGGAAAAGACUCAGCAAAGCCUUCAGCUACAUCACAGGAGAAAUGAAGGAAUGUGGAGAGGGGCUUAAAGACAAGUCUCCAGUAUUCCAGUUCCUGGAUUGGAUCUUAAGGGGCACGUCCCAAGUCAUGUUUGUGAACAAUCCUCUCAGUGGUCUCAUCAUCAUUCUUGGCCUCUUUGUCCAGAACCCCUGGUGGGCCAUCUCAGGCUGUUUGGGAACCAUCAUUUCUACUCUGACAGCCCUUAUCCUGAGUCAGGACAGGUCAUCAAUUGCAGCAGGACUUCAUGGCUACAAUGGGGUACUAGUAGGUUUGCUGAUGGCUGUGUUUUCAGAGAAAGGGGAUUAUUACUGGUGGCUUUUGCUCCCUGUCAUUGUUAUGUCCAUGACCUGCCCGAUUCUUUCCAGUGCCCUGGGCACCAUCUUCAGUAAAUGGGACCUCCCAGUCUUCACACUGCCAUUCAACAUUGCGGUGUCGCUGUACAUGGCAGCCACAGGUCAUUACAACCUCUUCUUCCCCACGAUUCUGGUGCAGCCCACCACCUCAGUGCCCAACAUCACCUGGUCUGAGGUCCAAGUGCCUCUGCUUUUAAGAGCCAUUCCAGUUGGAAUUGGUCAGGUGUAUGGCUGUGAUAACCCCUGGACUGGCGGCAUUUUCCUGAUAGCUCUUUUCAUAUCUUCACCACUUAUUUGUUUGCACGCUGCAAUUGGAUCUACCAUGGGGAUGUUAGCAGCCCUCACUCUGGCAACACCUUUUGAGUCAAUCUACUUUGGCCUGUGGGGAUACAACAGUACAUUGGCCUGCAUAGCAAUAGGAGGAAUGUUCUAUGUCAUCACCUGGCAGACACACCUCCUUGCAAUCACCUGUGCAUUGUUUGCAGCCUACCUGGGAGCUGCCCUCGCCAACAUGUUAUCUGUGUUUGGAUUGACCCCGUGCACCUGGCCCUUCUGUCUCUCAGCACUCACCUUCCUAUUACUGACGACCAACAACUCCGCCAUCUACAAGCUACCACUCAACAAAGUUACUUACCCAGAAGCCAACAGGCUCCACUACUUGUCUCAGGAAAGGAACCGGAGAGCCUCCAUCAUGACCAAAUACCAGGCCUAUGUAGUUUCCUAAUCUGCCACAACACAACCACAACAAAUCUCUUGUUCUCCAGAGCCAGAUCUUUUUCCUAUAGAAAGUCCAUUCCACCAACCCCUCCUGGGCAUUCUAUGUUCCUUUGCAGCAAGCAAUCCAUUAUAAUUAAUUUUAAUCGCUAAUCAUUGUCCAAGAAACAAGUAAUUUUAAACUAUGUGAUAUAUAAUCCUUAUAGUACUAUUAGUUAGACCUUCUGUUUGCCACAAACUAGAUUUUGAAGACUUCAAUUUGGGAGAUUCGAUUAUCACUCUAUCCACCCCCCUGCCCCCAAAAAUUCAGUUUUAAAAUUCAAGGAGGACUCUUCAGUCUAAGGACACCAAGGAGGAAAUAAGCCAGUUUCAAAAAUCUAAAAAUGAAAACCCAUAGUAGUAAUUAGUCAUCAGGAGAUUACCAAGCGCCUACCUGUUCUCUCCAAUUUAGGGAAGCAGUGAGGCACUAGACUGGUAUUCAGGAGAAGCAGGUUCUAGUCCCAGCUUUACUCAACCUUCUUAGGUUUUCCUCAGAUUCUUUAUCUCAUGCAAUUAGAGUUGAGCUCCUUCCCAACUCUAAAAUGUUCUGAUUCUGAGCUUUUUUAUCACCCCAAACCAACAGUCUUGUCCAAAGCAUGAGGGUUUUAAAUCAUGUUGGAGAUAAAGAAGUUCUAUAAUACCUAGGCAAUAAAAAUAACACUUUUCAAAUGGGAGAAGCUCCUUUAAGCCACAGUUAUGCUGGUAACUCAAGGCUGAAACACUGAUUGAAUCCAUUGUGAAAGCAGGUUUGUCUGCACCUCACCUGGGAUCCUGGAACCCAUAUCACAGGAUUGCAUUUUCUCUAAGUUGAACCAUAUUGCAAAUUUCUGAAGGAACUUUGGGAAUAUAGGAAGAUCCUAUAUUCCCAAUUUAUCCUCCAAUUUAUUUGUCCUAUAAACUAAGUCAACAAGAGGAUGGGUUUUCUAAAAGACCAGUCCUUUCUCCUCCUCUCUCACCUUUCCUUCAUCCUCAUUUAAGCAUCAUCUGCUUCAGGUUAUAUCCACAUUUUCGGAGCGAAAUAGAGGUUAGAUUGAGGGCAUGUAACAAUAUCUGUUUGGUUGGCUGAAAAUUUGGAUAUUUCUCUUGGGCACAAAAGAAUAUAUUUAUGGAAAAGGCUGGUUUUCCUUUUCAAUUAGAGUUCUUUAUUAAAGAACUUAUAACCUGCAUGAGGCUGGAAUGAGGAAAACCUGAGUUCAAAAUCCAGCCUCAGACACUUACUAGACAGGACUGAAAAACCACAGUAACUUGGCGUUAGAAGAGCCUCACUUCUCGCAAACCCACAAAUUACAGACUCACUUCCAUGAUUCCCUCUCUCCCCUCUUUCCUUUUCAUUUCACAAGGUGCUGGGCUUGAGGUUUUGCAGGAACAAUCCCAACUCUAGUGCCAACCUUUGACACAUAGCAAACUUCCUGUUAGGCAAAUGGCUCAUAAAUCACCCAAAUCCCUUUUUAAAAAAAUAAUGGCUUCAACUUCCUCCUCACCUCCUCUGCAUAUCACACAACAUACAUGGGUAGGAAUAUAAUCUGCACCUGUGCCAUUUCUCCAAUGUGACCACUCAGCUUGUUCUCCUGUACACCUCCCACUUUGAUCAGUUUAAAGAAUGAAGCAAGAAGCAAAGGAGAGAAAGACCCUCCCACUAGUGGUCAGAAGCUUGGGUGGGGAAGGGGAUGCAUUACAAUAUGCUGAAAGUGUACUUGUUUCUGCUGGAAUCAUCAUUCUAUGUUAUUGCUUUUUUUAAAAAAAAUGUAUUCAAUGAGCACUUAGAAGGCUUUACAGAAUAAAUAAAAUGAA